AUGGAACACACGGUCAGGCCGUUCUCGAUCACAGAUCGCGGGCCUCCGCUGCUUGCCAUUGAUGCAGCUGCUCUGGGACUCGCCCUGAUCGCCACGCUUUUACGAUGUUAUGUCCGCAUACGACUCGUCCGCGCCUUUGGCGUUGACGACUGGCUGAUGGCCGCAGCCAUGAUCACCUUUUCGGCCUACUGUUCUUUUUCCAUCGCCGGCGUCACCUACGGUACCGGACAGCAUAUCGAGGAUCUCCCCCCAGAAAACAAUGCGACCGCCAAGAAGUGGUGGUGGUGUUGCUAUCUAGCCUACUCGGCCACCAUGAUCCUCUCCAAGCUCUCCAUCGCCUACUUCCUCUUGCGCGUCACCAUCAGCCGAGUCCACCGCUGGAUCAUUUACUUUUCCGCCAUCAUUACCGUUGCCAGUUGCGCCACCUUCUUUUUCGUGUCACUCUUUCAGUGCUAUCCAGUGUAUCAUUUCUGGACAAAGCACAUGGACCCCGACGGCGGGACUUGCAUCGACAUGCAGGUUGUGAUUGGCCUGGCCUACCUCUUCAGUGCCAUGAGCAUCAUGUCGGACUUUACAUUCGCUCUUUUACCAGCAUGGAUUGUGUCACAUUUGAACAUGCGGACACGGACAAAGGCUGCCUUGAUCACCCUCAUGGGAUUGGGUUGUUUCGCCGCCGUUGUUGUUCGCCUCCCCUAUAUGCACCACAUUGCCAGCGAGGACUUUCUCUACGACACCACCGAUAUUGCCAUUUGGUCCACCGUCGAGCAAUGCCUGGCCAUCACGGCCGGUUGCCUCGCCACACUGCAACCCCUGGCCAAGUCCAUUGGCUACAGGCUAGGACUCACUACGCGUCCGAGCCUUCCCCUCAGCAACAGCGCCUACAAAAUGACGGGUGGCGAGAUCUCAGUGAGGAGGUCAUUUACCAGAAGAACAGAGACCUUCUCGUCGUGCGCCGUCAACCUGCGAGGCAUCCCACUCGAGGAGGGUGGUCUGAAGUUGCAGCCGGGAAUUUCGGGGUAUACCGCCAUGUGUUAUAACACGAGCGGUGCGGGCAGCCAAGAGGAACUGAGACCAAGUGAAGUCGACAGGCCGGAAAUAGGGGGUUCGGACCCGAACCUCAAGGAAGAGGAGGUAAUUGCUGUCACUGUAACAGUCAGGGCAAAGGAAGGGAGCCCAUAA
Molecule: messenger RNA, 1179 nt
Organism: Podospora anserina S mat+
Lineage: Eukaryota; Fungi; Ascomycota; Sordariomycetes; Sordariales; Podosporaceae
Exons: 3
Coding region: 1-1179 (392 amino acids)
Source: RefSeq, a predicted model, not a curated record